Molecule: messenger RNA, 1080 nt
Organism: Brassica rapa (field mustard)
Lineage: Eukaryota; Viridiplantae; Streptophyta; Magnoliopsida; Brassicales; Brassicaceae
Product: putative pumilio homolog 20
Biological process (GO): post-transcriptional regulation of gene expression
Cellular component (GO): cytoplasm
Molecular function (GO): mRNA binding
Source: RefSeq, a predicted model, not a curated record
AUGGCAAACGGCGGCGAUCUUACCGCCACAGGAGCAUCCAUCAAACAAGAGCCUCCGGUGGUUCCUCCUCCUCGUCGACGUGAAAUCCCCACCGCCAAUAUCCCUCCUCCAAGAUUCGCCGCACCAAAUAGAGUCAAUCUUACUGAAGAGAAUCAAUCUUUACUCAACUCAUUUCGCUCCUCCGCCGCCAUGACUCCUCAAGAAACAGACGCGUGCAUGCAGUCCUUGUUCAACGUAAUCACUAGCAACGAAGAAGACGGUGCGGCUCAGUUUAGAGAAGUGAUCUCAAGAUUAGACGAGGGAAACGAUCUUCGGAAGAUGGCCUCGUUGCUGACGUCAGAUCUCAAUCGUUUCUUGGAGAUGGCAAUAGACGAUAACGGCUCGAACCGCAUACAAGAGCUACUCGGAAUAAGAGACGACGUGGACACCUUCUUCUACAACGCUAUCUUGAGCCGCUUCAACCACAUCAUGACCGACUAUGAGGCGUCCCGCGUUGCGAUGCAAGGGAUGCGAGUUUUCAGCGAGGAGAAGAAGACAGGAAUGUGCAACUACGUUCGCCACCACGCGGUUCACCUGGCGUGUGACCGAUGCGGCUACGCCGUGCUGAAACAAAUCAUAAACGUCUGGUCCAGCUUGGGCCAUUUUUUCUACAGAGACCAGCUCUUGUACGUAGUCGCGCAGAACGCUCUAGACUUGAGCUACCAUGCUCGUGGGAACUACGUGGUCCAACACGUGCUUCAGCUGAAUGACUUGCGUUGCACGCGUAACGUUGCAGUUAGCCUUAGUGGCCAUUACUUUGGCCUCUCAUUUACGAAGUUUGGAAGCUACGUCGUGGAGAAGCUUUUGGAUACGGAGGAGGCGGCGGUUAUGGUGGUGGAAGAGUUUCUCCGGUGUGAAGGAGAGAGUUUGGUGGGGCUUGCGACGAGUGCUUACGGGAACUUCGUGGUGGUGAAGGCACUGAGGGUGAUGCGGGAGAGGAAUAGGAGGGAUCAGUUUUGGGGUUUGGUGAAUAAGCUCAGGCCCCACGUUCAUCUCUUGCGUGGACGCAAGGUUGGUGCAUUCUUGUACUGGCUUCGUUAG